Messenger RNA from Telopea speciosissima, 1146 nucleotides. RefSeq names its product ribose-5-phosphate isomerase A-like. The record is from RefSeq and is a predicted model, not a curated record. Gene Ontology annotation, cellular component: intracellular membrane-bounded organelle. Gene Ontology annotation, molecular function: ribose-5-phosphate isomerase activity. Gene Ontology annotation, biological process: pentose-phosphate shunt, non-oxidative branch; D-ribose metabolic process. The coding region runs from base 169 to 1074 and encodes 301 amino acids. The transcript has 10 exons. Lineage: Eukaryota; Viridiplantae; Streptophyta; Magnoliopsida; Proteales; Proteaceae.
UCACACUGCGAAAGGUUUAGAAGGAGUGAUCAUUCCACUUAGACCGCGAUUUCUUGGGAUUUCUUCCUACCUCCCUCGAAUUUUGGUCUCAUUGUCUUCCACCUGAAGCUGAUUUCGCUUCUCUGCAGAAAUCAACCAUCAAAACCCUAACUUCCCGUUUGUGCUGCAAUGGAAGGAGUCAUUUCUUUGAAGCAGCUAACAGCCGGUGAUAAAUCUCUGUUCUUCCCCAGAAACACCAGUCCUAUAAAUGGAAGUAAAUUCUGUGAUUUUAAGAGAAGGGGUUUCAGUUUGUCCAUCUCUGCAGUCGCCGAAAACGAUACAACUCAUGAAGCACAGGAUGCUUCAAAGCGUGCUCUUGCAAAGAAGGCUGUGGGACUUGUUAAAUCUGGAAUGGUGGUUGGUCUGGGCACAGGAAGCACAGCAUCACUUGCCAUUGAAGAGCUUGGUAGACUGCUUAGUCAAGGGAAGCUGAAAGAUGUUGUUGCUGUGGGAGCAAACUACCAGUCACGAGUUCUGGCUAGGCAGUUUGGUGUAAAGACUGUUGAUUUGAAUGAUGUCAAUAACAUUGACAUUGCAUUGGAUGGAGCAGAUGAAGUAGACUUGAAUAAAAAUUUAUUGAAGGGUGGGGGAGCUGCUCAUACCAUGCAAAAGGUUCUUGAUUCCAUGGCAAAGGAGUGUAUAAUAUUGGUAGACCAAUCAAAAGUGGUUCUCCAGCUUGGUAGUACAUUUCCCGUUCCUGUGGAAGUUCUCCCUCCUGCCAUAUCACCUGUCUUGAGGCGGCUUGUGACUCUUGGAGGAGUUCCUGAAAUUCGAUCUGCUUUGAGGAAGGAUGGUCCAGUGAUCACAGAUCUAGGAAACAUGAUGGUCGAUGUGAGCUUUCCAAAUGGGAUCCAGAAUCCAGCUGAGCUUGAGAAGAGCAUCAACAUGAUACCAGGUGUUAUUGAUAAUGGCAUUAUAUCUGGUGUUGCAUCAUCUGUGAUGGUUGCCAUUCAGGACAGAGAUGAUGUCUUGGUGAUGAGCUUGGAGGAGUUUGCAAAAAUUGUACUUGACCAGACAAAGGCAGAGUCAACCUGAUGAAAUAUGUAAAUGAAGAAUCAGCACGGAUCAAUAUUUUUGUAUUGGUAGCUAUAUCAAUUAGAGCAGCAA